AUGAUUGGCAAGCAAAUCGUUGCUCUUACUCUGCUCUCCGCCAUGGCGGAUCAGACUCUGGCUGCUCCUGGUCACCAGCAUCGCCAGCUCCAUGCUGUCGAGAAGAAGCGAGCAUUGGAGGUCGAAGUCGUCACCGAAAUCGUCACCGUCACGGUAACCUACGGCGCGGAACCAACCGGGGACAACAAGGGCGGAAUCUUCGUUUCCGUCCCUGACACCACCUCGACUUCCGUCGCCGCUGCCCCAACUGUCGAAAAGCAGGUUGACAACCAGAAGUCUGCUUCCUCCAGCAGCUCCGCUCAGGUUCAGGAGGACGCCAAGCAGCCCUCCACCUCUACCUCAACCUCCACUGCUGCUGUCACCACCACUGCUCAGCCUACUACUACUGCCGAGCCCACAACUACCGCCCAGCCCACCACCACGGCUGUGCCAUCCUCUUCUUCGACCAGUUCCGCAGCACCUGCAAGUUCUUCAUCUUCCGGAACCUCACCCACCACUCCUACCAUCGGCUCAAAGCGUGGUCUUGGUUACAACGAUGCCACUAUGUUGUCAAAGGUCCUGAGCGACACCACAAAGAAGUACUCAUUUGGCUGGACUUACAACUGGGAGACACAGCCAAAGGGCGGUCCUUCUGAUACCUACAUCCCCACCUACAAGUCUAACUUGGGCGACUGGCCACAGUGGUUUGACGACCAAGCCCCAGGUUCCAUUAGCUCCAGCAAUAACAAAGUCGCUUUCUCCCUGAAUGAGCCUGAUAACGCAGCCCAGGGCCUCGUCGCGCCUGCGUUAGCUGCCACACUUCAGGCCACCCACUUGGGGCCCAUUCGGAAGGCGGGUGCUUCAAUUAGCGCUCCUUCGGUUACCAACGGUCAGGGUGACCUCCAAGGUCUUAACUGGCUCCAGGCUUUCGUUACCGCUUGCAAGGAUACCGACGGGUGCGAGUACGACUUCUGCAACCUCCACUGGUACGAUUACCAGAGCGCACAGGACACUAUCUACUCCAACCUUAAGAAGGCCCACGAGAUCUGUGGCGCACCUGUUUGGUUGACUGAAUUCGCCCCUCUUGACGGAACUGAUGAUUCAGUUGCGGAGUUCGUCGAGGAGGUGACUGGCAAGCUCGACGCUAUUGAUUACGUUCCUGCUUACGCUUUCUUCAUGGCUGGCAAUGGCUAUCAAGAACAGUUCAGAAUGUUCGAUUCCUCUGGCGCCCUUAACAAUAUUGGCAAGGCCUAUGCUGGCAUCCAAUGGACAAAGUCGUCAUGA
Molecule: messenger RNA, 1263 nt
Organism: Clonostachys byssicola
Lineage: Eukaryota; Fungi; Ascomycota; Sordariomycetes; Hypocreales; Bionectriaceae
Source: the annotation of a GenBank genome assembly